AUGGAUCUGGAUGACGAAGAUAUAAAAAUUAUUGAGAAAAAUAAGGUCGCCGCCGGAACCAUAGCACUUUUGAUCAAGGCACUUAACGGUGAAGUACAAGUACCGGCAUCUCUCCAGGAACCAGAAACUGCUGAAGAUUUUGAAAAGACGUGUAUUAACGAACUCCCUCAUAAUCCUAUCUCGACUUCUGAAGAAAAUUCAGUUGGCACUCACUUGCCCGAAAAUGAUUUACCCGAAGCUACCCGUAUCAAUAAACAAUCUCAUGAUCUCGUUAACGCUGAACAUGAUUUACAAAUUGCCAAAGCUAUUGAAAAGACUCAUGAUCCUAUAUCGAUUUCUGAAGAAGUUGACGCUCACUUGCCUCUGGGCUCCUCCGUUAUUAUGAACUUUGGAAUUGUCACUAUACCAAAUGAUCGUGUUCAUAAUUCGUUUAAGAUGGAAAUAAAUGUUUUGCGAAAGCUGUUUGCAGACGAACAUCCAGCACAAAUGCACCUUUCACAGUUGGAGGCUCAAUUAAAGGCAAGCUGUGUGCUUAGUGGACGAGGUGCAUCCUCGGUGUCUCCUUGUGAGGCGAGGUGCGCCCUCGUGAGAUUGGAUGUGUCCUUAUCUCCAAAAACGAAACAGAUGCCACGAAAAAUGAAAAAGACCUAUAGAAGAAAAAUAUCGAAAUUAACAAAAAUGCUUGCCAAGAAAGAAGUUGUAAAAGAAGAAAUAGAAAUCGCAAAGAAUUCUGUGAUUGCAAAGGGAUACCAUCGGAUAAAUAAACAUUAUGAAGAUUACCAUGAGGCGAGCACUCAACUCGUUAAACGAAAUUUGUCUGAUGAUGGAAAUGAGGUGUCUCUGGCUACAAAAAGAGCGAGAACCACGAAAUAA
Molecule: messenger RNA, 873 nt
Organism: Acaulospora morrowiae
Lineage: Eukaryota; Fungi; Glomeromycota; Glomeromycetes; Diversisporales; Acaulosporaceae
Source: the annotation of a GenBank genome assembly